This is a messenger RNA of Cryphonectria parasitica EP155, 1211 nucleotides long. RefSeq lists its product as uncharacterized. The annotation marks the transcript as partial. The record is from RefSeq and is a predicted model, not a curated record. Lineage: Eukaryota; Fungi; Ascomycota; Sordariomycetes; Diaporthales; Cryphonectriaceae. The transcript has a single exon.
CGUGUGGUAGGAGGAUAACCGUAGCAGCCUAUCGACGACCACCUCGUCUACUGCAGCAGCCCACUACAGCUCAAACUCUAAGGGCUACUAGCUGGCCCACCAGUCACCCCUCCCCCUUACUGUCACCGUCACCCUUGGCUCGAGCAUCUCCUCAUUGUGCCAAACUACGGCAAACAAGCCAAGGAGAAGGGCCCAAAGGAACGAGGACCUGUUCCCCUCCAGAGUCAGGCAUGCCCUUCACCCACACCAUGGAUUUCUCCAUAGACAAAGAAGACUUCUUCCAGUUCUCCUCGUCGCCGAUUCCUGGGUCUGAGGUUGGCAGUCCUGCGACAGGGCACCCUGCUCAGCACCACCACCAGCAGCAGCAGCAGGAGCAACAGUCUCGACCGCCUUCCGACUUCUUUGACCAGUACGUGGUCAUUGGGAGGGAGGGCGCCGACGGUCAUGAGCAGGGUCACAGCACAGAUGAGAACUUCUUCGUACCCAUCCAUGGAGAGGAGGGGCUAGACACAGACCCUCGCCACCACCAACACCAACAACUUCUCCUCCUCCCAAACCAGCACCACUACCAACAACAACAGGCUAGACUAGCAGGGGAAGUCCUGUCCCGUCCCGCGUCAGCCUUGUCUCCCCCAUCCUCCUCUUCCUCUUCCUCCCCCCCUCCCUCACACCAUCACCCGGUAGGCCUCAGGGUAGACGGUGCUGCAUCCCCGCCGGAGGAGUCAGCCGACAUGAUGUCGAUCACAAACUCCCCCCCUUCCCUGUAUGGAGGAGGGUCUAGUGGCUCCUCUGAUUCGGCAUCAGCCAAGUCGGGCGGGUCGGUGACGAACCAUCUGCAGCAGCAGCAACAGCCGCAGCAGCAGCAGCAGCCGCACACGCACCGUCCCUGUCAGAUGGGCCCACACCAGGACCAGCAGAUCGCGGCAGGGAACUCAGCUCCGCGCGGUCUCGAGGGCGGCGAUCCAGGGCAGGCUGGCGGCAGGUGUAGCUCAACCAACCACGUCGUUCUCGGCCACCUCAACCCUGAGACAGUGGAACAAAGGCGACGGCUCCUUAGUGGCCGGCGCGGGCUGGGCGCGCAGGACCAGCCCGCCGGUGGCUCCAUCUCAGACUCUGAGCUGCUCAGGCUAGAGGGUCUAGCCGUGAACUCACCCCACGGCACGGUCGCACGUACUGUUGCGCCGUCAUCGACUGCUGCUGCUGCUGCCACC